AUGCCGACGGAGACGCUGUCAGCGUACACGCCGUUCGUGAUCGGGAUCGCGGGGGGCACCGCCAGCGGCAAGACGACUGUGUGCAGGACGAUCACGCAGGCCCUCGGUGACCAGCAGGUAGUGCUGCUGGGCUUGGACGAGUUCUACAGGGACCUGACCCCCGAAGAGACGGCGAAUAUUUCGGAUGUAAACUUCGACGAGCCGAGUGCCUUCGACUUCGCGACUCUUGUCGAGUGCCUGGAUGCCCUCAGGCGGUGCGAAGCCACGGACGUGCCCGUGUACGACUUCGUCACCAGCAAGAGGAGUCAUGACAAGUCGAGGAGGGUGAAUCCGGCACACGUCAUUGUGGUUGAAGGCAUCCUGGCCCUCGCCAGCCCCGAGAUCGUGGAGCGUUGCAACAUGAAGAUAUCCGGGGGCGGAUUCGUGGACACGGACGAUGACGUGCGCCUGGUGCGGCGAAUCAAGCGCGACACGGUGGAGCGCGGCCGCAACGUCGAGGGCGUCCUGGCCCAGUAUCUGCGGUUUGUGAAGCCGGCCUUCGAGAGGUACGUGCUGCCUAGCAGGGACAACAAUCCCGUUGCCACGGAGCUGGUCACGCAGCACAUACGGUCGAAGCUGCAGGUCCAGGACCUCCGGCGGAUCUACUCCAACCUGCACCUGCUGAAAAGCACUAUGCAGACGCGGGGCAUGCACACGAAGAUCCGGUGCCGGUCGACGCCACGGAGCGACUUCGUCUUCUAUGCGGACCGGUUGAUCCGAUUGGUCGUGGAGAUGGGGCUGGGUCAGCUGCCCUUCACGGAAUCCACCGUCCAGACCCCGUCGGGGGACUCCUACCAUGGCGUCGAGUUCUGCCGGAAUAUAUGCGGCGUCUCGAUGAUCAGGUCGGGCGAGGCGAUGGAGAACGCAUUGCGCGCCUGCUGCCUGGGCAUAAAGCUCGGCAAGAUCCUCAUCCAUCGGAGUGGCGAUAACGGCUCGAGCAUCGCGUACGAGAAGCUGCCCCACGACAUUGCCCAGCGGCAAGUCUUGCUGAUGGACCCAAUCUUGGCCACCGGCUCCUGCGCCGUCCGGGCCAUCGAGCAACUCAUCAAGCGCCGCGGGGUCGAGGAGGACAAGAUCAUCCUGGACA
Prorocentrum cordatum is the source of this 1126-nucleotide messenger RNA. NCBI's taxonomy places the organism in Eukaryota, Dinophyceae, Prorocentrales, Prorocentraceae. The record is from the annotation of a GenBank genome assembly.